Molecule: messenger RNA, 5674 nt
Organism: Silurus meridionalis
Lineage: Eukaryota; Metazoa; Chordata; Actinopteri; Siluriformes; Siluridae
Product: adenylate kinase 9-like
Exons: 33
Coding region: 85-4971 (1628 amino acids)
Biological process (GO): AMP phosphorylation
Cellular component (GO): cytoplasm
Molecular function (GO): ATP binding; AMP kinase activity; ATP hydrolysis activity
Source: RefSeq, a predicted model, not a curated record
AUGUCCUGGAGGCUGCAGGUUGAAAGACGCUGCGCAAACUGAAGUAUUAUUUGCUCAGCAGAUUACUGAGCGUUUGUUUUGAUCAUGGAGUCUCAUGGUGAUAGUACGUGUGCCGAUCCCUUGUCUGACUGUCUGAUAGAGGAUGAAGUUGAGAAUGAAUUUCUGUGCUCCAAGCCUACUUGCUUCAUUAUCCUGGGGAAACCGGGGAUUGGAAAGUCUACCCUCGCCAGAAAAUUCGCCAAGACCUGGGGUUGUGUCCUCAUUGAUGACACAGAGUUGCUCGGCACUCACCUUCACGAUGGUACAGAGCAAGCAAAAGAGCUGUUAGCCAUCCUGGCUGAAGGGAAGAACAUUCCAGAGGAGAGGAUUGUGACGUUAAUUCUUGAUAAGCUCAAAUCGCCCGAGGUGGAAAGCUAUGGCUAUGUUCUGUCCUGCUUACCAUCAAUGUCUGAGGAAUAUCUGAAGAUUCGUGAGCAAAUAGAUUUAGUGAAAAACCAAAAACUUCCACCAGACUUCAUCAUCAAUAUAAAGUGUGCAGACAUUGACCUGAUCAACCGACUUGCAUGCCAGAAGCAGCACUAUAACACAGAGCAGUGGAACAAGGUGUUAUCUGAGAGAGAUGCAGAAGAAAAAAGUGAGGACGAUGACAAAGAGGAGGAAGACGAGCAGGAGAGGGAUAUGCAUGCUCCAGGUCACUUGGUGAGGGUAAAAGAAACGUACCCAGAGGAGGCCCAUCGCAGGAUUCACCUUUACACCCAAAACAUGCUCAUGCCUUUGGAGGACUUCAUGGCAGCUCAUGACCCACGGUUUUUAAUUGAGCUGGAUGGAAACAAGAAUCCAGAAGAGCUUUUGAGGUGUCUAGUAGCCCGCCUAGACUUCAUGGCUGUGAGAAGAUCAGCAGCUCCUAUGCGAUUGGUAAGCCCAGAUGAGGAGGAACUGCCAAAGGAGAUGGACACUGAAGAGUUGUUGGAGAUCCUGUCCUCCAGCAAGACCAUAGCACCAGGCUAUUACUGGCAAAGGAGUCGAUGGAGCUGCACUUGCCCUGUUGCUCUUAAAGAAGGCAAAAUAAUCAAGGGCAAACCGAUAUAUUCUGUCAGUUACCUAAAUAAAUUUUACCUGCUGUCCUCUAAUGAGGCUCUGCAGAAGUUCAUGGUAAAGCCAAGAUGGUACCUGGUUCCACCCAUGCCACGUCCACCCUGCAGAGUGUCUGUGAUCGGGCCACCACAGUCUGGAAAGAGCACUCUGAGUGCACUUUUGGCUGAGCAUUAUGGUGCCGUUGUGAUAGACAUGAAUAUGCUGAUGGAUGACGGCUUGGACAAAAUGAGGCAAGAACGGCUGGAGAAAACGCAUCAGGGUGCAGUGAUUUCAGCCCUGGAAAAAGUCAAGGCGAGGAUGAUGGGCGAGGAUGAGUCUGAAAUGGAAGUAAAGGAGGAUCACCCGGAAGUUCAAGCUCUAGUAGAAGAAGCCAUGAAAAAAGCAGAAUUGAUGUCAAUAGAACUAACAGAUGAAGUGUAUGCAGAUGUCUUAAAAAAACGGAUCUCAGAGAUUCAGGCAGAAGAUGCUGAUGCCGAGUUUAAAAGGGGCUGGGUGCUGGACAACUUUCCUACCACCGAAACUCAGCUGACAUUUAUCCAGGAACAGCAUCCUGACCUCACUCCUGAUAUGGUGUUCUGCCUCAUAGACAGUGCGGCGGAAGUGUCGAAUUUGCCCAGUACUUGGGAACAGGGCAAAACGCCAGGCCCAGAGAUGGAAAUGUACAAGCUGCAGCUAAGGAAGUUUAUGCAGGAAUGGAAUAGCAUGGAGUCCACCAUUGCUGUCUGCUAUGCUACACUGGAUAUCGCCAACCAAAAGCCAGACGUCCUGCUCCAGAACAUGAUUGACCAAAUGGAGAAACAAUUUAAGAACAAGGCCCACUAUAUGUCCAGCAUUGAUCAGGAUAAAGAGGAGGAAGAGGAGGAGGAUGAGGAUGCCCAUGAGGAGGAAGAUGAAGCAGAGGAAAAGAGCAGUAACUGGAGGCUUGGGGAUUCUAAUAAGUACUGCCCGGUGGUGCUGAAGGAGAGCGGCACUUUGGUUCCCUGCACGAGUGGCAUUGCUGCAAAAUACAGGGAAAAGGUGUACUUCCUUUCUAGUAGAAAAGCAUGGGAGAAGUUCAUGCAGAAGCCAGAGUUUUAUGUCGCAACUACACAUCUACUCAAGCCUCCUGCCCUGCGUUUGUUCCUGCUGGGAGUACGUGGCUCAGGAAAAACCACUCAUGGCCGAUGGCUGGCGCAGCAGUUGGGUCUCUUUCAUAUCCAGUUCCGCGAGCUGCUGCAAGAGCUGAUCCUGCCCCAGACUCAUACCCGUGUGCCCUAUGCUGAUGAGGUUGAGCCACCUGAAGAGCCACCUGAAGAGCUGCAAAGUUUGCUGCAGGAACAUCCCCAGUCCACAGCUUCUCCUGUCGAGCCAGAGGAUGAGGAGACUCCAGCCUUGACAAAUGAAGAACAACUCAUAAAGUCUUAUUUGUCCGAUGGACAGCCUUUGCCACACAAUAUCUUAGAGAAUGUUCUGCUGCAGUUCUGGCAUCAAGAGCCAUACAAGUCAACAGGCUUUAUUCUUGAGGGUUUUCCUCAAAAUUCAGAGGAGGUGUCCUUUCUAGUGGAGAACAACUUAUACCCAGAUACCACCUUAAAUAUGUCUAUAGACGUCUCAGAAGUGGUAAAGCGUCUGCUGCCCCCACGGCUAGAAAGAUGGAGAGAGAGGUGUGCACGAAGGAGAGGGCAAAUGGAGUUACUAAAACAGCUACGCAACCAAAUUAGAGAGGAGGCCGUUGCCAAAAGAAGAGCUGAACUUUUACCGGAAUUUACACCCGAGAUCCCCAGUAACUAUGAUGAUCAGGAGUUGCAGGAAGAAGAUGAAGAGCAACCGAACUGGGAGCAAGAACUGGAAGAAAGACUGCUGGAGGAGUUUCCCAUGGAGGAGCUAGAGGACGGAGAGGAAGAAGAGCCCGAAGCCGAUGCAACGGAUCGGAUAGGAACAGAGAUCAGUGAGAGGUUUGAAAGGGAUGACAGCAACCUCACAAUUGUAAUGGAGCUUUUGAAUGAAAACCGUAUUCCUCACCUUAUAAUCAGUGCCGGCCGGAAGCCUUGCAUUGUGCAUGCCCAGCUACUAAAGCAAGUCAAGCCCUUGAUGGAAAACAGGAAAUCUCUAUUUCACAGCUGUCAUCCCAUCAGCUAUGCCAUUGCUCGGAAACUCCUGCACUUCUCUUACAAGUUCUACAGUGCCUUUGGGUGUUGGGAUCCUGUCCGGUAUGCAGCAGGAGAUCUGAUCCAGCAUAUGCAGGACCCCCUGAAGAUAAGCUACCCAAUCCUCUUCCACAACUUCAUCUACUUUUUCGCCUCCAAGGAGACACGCAACACCUUCAUGACGAACCCUAUCAAAUACCUCUGCCAGCCCAAACCCAACCCUUCUCUGCCCAUCAAACUUGCCAUCAUCGGUAGUCCAAAAUCUGGAAAAACCACAGUUGCUCGCAUGUUUGCUCGUGAAUAUGGACUGGCACACCUAUCCAUCAGUGAUGUAAUACAGACAGUGCUCAAAAUCCAAGACAAGACAGAGCUCGCCACUAAGACACUGAAGUACUUGAUCCAAGGUUUGACUGUGCCCGAUGAACUGACAAUUCAGUGCUUAGAGGUGGUCCUGUUGAAUGUAGUCUGCAGCACACGAGGGUAUGUGCUGGACGGCUUUCCCAUGACCCAAAGACAGGCAGAGCUGAUGGCUGCUCGCCGCAUUAUUCCUUUUCGAGUGAUCGAGCUGCAGCUAGGCACAGAGGAAAUGCUUACAAGAGGCAUAAAGGAUAAGAUGAAGUUGAACAGGCCAGACACAAUGCAUGAGGGCACUGAGUUUCUGGACAUCCGGAUUUCAUGUUUCAAGCGUGAGAUUGAGGCUCUCAGGAAACACUUCCAGCAGCAAUACCGAAACUGGGUUGCAGUUAAUGCACACAAAAGCAGUUGGUGGGUAUGGCAUCAGGUCGUGAAUGAAGUCCAGAUUAGUGUGCGACACAUUAACAACUACUUGAAAAGAAUUCAUAAAGGCCAGGCGGCUAGCAUUGAGCAUCUGUGUAUUACUCCAAGUGAGCUUCAGUCUCGGCUGGGCGAGUUUGGCCAUUAUUGUCCCGUGAGCCUGGCCCUACAUAAACACUUGGUUGACUGCAGCCAUGACACUUACCUGGAGUUGGCAGCAGAGUUCAGGGGAUGCUACUACAAAAUGGCAUUCAGGGAAUGUCUUGAGAAAUUUCUUGAGGCACCAGAGCAGUUUGUGGCUCCAAAUUGCCCUUAUAAUUUACCCCCUCCUGAUCUUCUUCCUCGUAAGCUGAGUGCAGGCCAGGUGAAGAGCCACUUACCUCAGGAGGUGGAGCUGAAAGGUUUCUGUCCAGUCACUUACCUAGAAGGCCAGCAGAGGUAUGAGGCUCUGGUUCAAGGCAGUGUGAACUUUGCAGUAGAAUACCAGAAGAAGAUCUACAUUUUUGAGACGGAGGAAAAACAACAUAAGUUUCUACGGUCACCUGAGACCUACUGCAACCAGAACCUUCCUCAUAAACUUCCACCAAUGGGCAAGCCAAUACAACUGACCUCAUUGCCAUUAUUGGGCUAUUUGGAACAGGGAGCUGCCAGAGCCCUCAUUAAAAGCUUGACAGCGUUGGGCAAUCUCAAGCCAAAGUUCCCUUACCUCAGUAUUAGGAGAUCUGCGAUACGCUUCCUGGGCUUAUAUCUAAAAGCAUAUAACAGAACAUCGAUCAGGGAUCAGAAGUACAAGAAGAAGCUGGUUCAGUAUCAGGAUGACUGUCAACUCAUUUCCUAUCUGAGCAACAUUUUGACACAGAAGUUCAAACCCCCUCAUGAGCUUCCCAUAGAUUUUAAUACUAAGCUUCACAGGUUUCUUGCCUUGAAGGACUCCACUAAAACUGCUCCAGGGCUCAUCAAGCUUGGAAGGAAUUAAUAUGCACAUUAACUUAAUACGGAGCAGAAACGCUCAUUCCAGUUUAAGGCACAAAUGUAAUCAAUAGAUUAAAUGGAUCUCUGUGUAAAACUUUUGAAUAAAAACAGAAUGAUUGGCAAAUCUCACAAACCCCUAUUUUAUUCAAAAUUAAACAUAGAAUAUCAAAUGUUGAAACUGAGGAAAUUCCAUUCCUCAUGUAAAAACUACGGUAAUUUUGAAUUUGAUGACCGCAACAUGUCUCAAAAACGUUGGUGAAAAGACAGGGGCAACAAACAUUUUACAGCUCAUUGGGUCAAAGGCAACAGGUCAGUAAACUAAUUGAGUAUAAAGACAAUUGCAAACAAUUUUAGCAAAACAAUUUUAGAAUAAUGUUCCUCACUUUAUGCAACAUUUACAGUACAUGAUAUCAUUAAAAGAAUCUGAGCAUCUGGAUAAAUCUCUGUGCACAAAGGACAAGGGCGAAAAUCAAUAUUGGAUGUCCAUAAGCUUAGUUUUUUAUCCUGUUUUUUUCUAAUGGAAAUGAGUGCAUGUUCACAGAAACACAAUUUUGUCUGUUCAUGACAUGUUCGCCAUGUCAUCCACAAAUGCAGGUUAAAGCUUUAUUAUACAAUCAUACAAAGAAGAAGCCACAUGUGAAUAUGACACAGAAACGCUGCUGCCUUUUCUAGAUCAAGCUCAUUUAAAAUGGACAGAGAAUAUAUAU